AUGUCGAACACGGACUGGGAUAGCAAAACGGUCAUUGGACGAGGAGUUCGACCCAGCGGCGGUGCACCUUCCUCCUCGGGACCUACCGCCUACGAACGAGCCAAACAAGUCGGCGCCAUCACCGAGAACGACAGAAAAGUCACCGCUGGAACCAACAAGGGUCACGUCGGAACCGACCACCAACGCAUCGCCAAGCUCGAUCGCGACAACGAAGUCGCCCCCCCACCCAAAGUCGCCCCCACCGUCGGCAAAACCAUCGGCCAGAAACGACAGGAGAAAGGUCUGACCCAAAAGGACCUGGCGACAAAGAUCAACGAAAAGCCACAGGUGGUCCAGGAGUACGAGAGUGGAAAGGCCGUACCUAACCCCCAGAUCUUGGCCAAGCUGGAGAGAGCUCUGGGUGUCAAAUUGAGAGGAAAGGAUAUCGGUAGCCCGCUGGGUGGGCCUAAGAAGAAGUAG
Pseudozyma hubeiensis SY62 is the source of this 459-nucleotide messenger RNA. Its product is annotated as multiprotein-bridging factor. The transcript has a single exon. Bases 1 to 459 code for a protein of 152 amino acids. Lineage: Eukaryota; Fungi; Basidiomycota; Ustilaginomycetes; Ustilaginales; Ustilaginaceae. The record is from RefSeq and is a predicted model, not a curated record. Gene Ontology annotation, molecular function: DNA binding. Gene Ontology annotation, cellular component: nucleus.